CAAAGUUCUGGGGGCUCAGGUCUGGGGCGAGUCUCAGCCCCUAGUGGCCCUGGAGUCACUGAUGGGACUAGGGGCACCUCCUCUCCUGUGAGAUACCAGGGCUUGGCCUUGACACACUCCAGGUCAGACGGCAGCUGCCGUAAUUACUGCUCAGCAGGCCUUGAGCAAAGGUCUGUGAGCUGAAAUUGCUUCACCAUAAAACGGGGGUAUUAUUAACCCUUAACUUUUAAGGGGCGAGAAUCCAAUGAGAUGCCCGGUGGAGCUAGAUGGUAGGUGGUAGCUAAUAGUAGGUGUUAGCUAAUAGGAUGUAGGUGGUAGCUAAUAGGAUGUAGGUGGUAGCUAAUAGGAUGGCGCUCAGGUUCUGUGAUUCCGUGAUGGAGGCCCAUAUGGGGAGCCGCUAAAACAUCACGGGACACAGAGCAUCAAAGAAGGGAAAGCAAUCAGAUAGCUUCCCUUCUCUGAGGCCCACCGAUGCUAAACGCGACACGCCUGCCCGCGGUCCUUCUGCCCACCUUGCGCCCGGGCUGCACGCGGAGGACGUUUCCAUCCCGGCCGCCGUGAGCUCUCCGCCUCUGACCCCCCCAGGCCGGGCCCGGGGGCCUGGGCUCUGGUGUGGGAGGCGCUUUCUCCUCCUCUGCUAGGUCUUCCUGGCCCGGAGGGGGCCACAGAACGUCCGAGGAGCCCUCGGCCUGGAGUGUGGGCGACUGGUCCUUCCCCUCCCCUCCCCAGCGGGACAAAGACCCGGCCUUCCCCAUUCUUCCUGCCAUCGGCAGGCUCACUUGGUGGCAGAGGGGCCGCGGGGGCCGCGGAGAGACGCCCCCCUCCGCAACCCCCGUCCUCGGUGCGCCUCCCACUCCUCCGGACCCGGUGGCACAAAUCUGGUGCCAGGAUGACCGAGCGCUUCGACUGCCACCACUGCGAGGACUCCCUCUUCGGCAGGAAGUACAUCCUGCGGGAGGAGCGGCCCUACUGCGUGGCCUGCUUCGAGGCCCUCUUCGCCAGCACGUGCGAGGAGUGCGGGAAGCUGAUUGGCUGCGACUGCAAGGACUUGUCCUACAAGGACCGACACUGGCACGAGGCCUGUUUCCACUGCUCGCGGUGCAGGGGGUCCCUUGUGGACAAGCCGUUCGCUGCCAAGGAGGACCAGCUGCUAUGCACCGACUGCUACUCGCAGGAGUACUCGUCCCGCUGCCAGGAGUGCAAGAAGAGCAUCAUGCCAGGCACCCGUAAGAUGGAAUACAAGGGUAGCAGCUGGCACGAGACCUGCUUCAUCUGCCAUCGCUGCCAGCAGCCCAUCGGAACCAAGAGCUUCAUCCCGAAGGACGGCCAGAACUUCUGCGUGCCCUGCUAUGAAAGGCAGUAUGCCUUGCAGUGCGUUCAGUGCAAAAAGCCCAUCACCAGCGGGGGCGUCACGUACCGGGAGCAGCCCUGGCACCGCGAGUGCUUCGUGUGCACCGCCUGCAAGAAGCCUCUGUCCGGCCAGCGCUUCACGUCCCGCGACGAGUUCGCCUACUGCCUGGGCUGCUUCUGCGACCUGUACGCCAAGAAAUGCGCCGGCUGCGCCAGCCCCAUCAGCGGACUGGGCGGCACUAAGUACAUCUCCUUUGAGGAGCGGCAGUGGCACAACGACUGCUUUAACUGCAAGAAGUGCUCGCUGUCGCUGGUGGGGCGAGGCUUCCUCACGGAGAGGGACGACAUCCUGUGCCCUGACUGCGGGAAGGACAUCUGAGCCCCUCCCCGACCCCCCUGCAGCCCCCCCAAGCCCUGCUCACGCUGCACCUGGCUCCACCAGCCACCUGGGGACUUGCCUCCGCGCUGCUCAGCGCUACUCACGUCUGUUUAAACCCUUCAUCUACCCUUUGCGC
Molecule: messenger RNA, 1865 nt
Organism: Globicephala melas (long-finned pilot whale)
Lineage: Eukaryota; Metazoa; Chordata; Mammalia; Artiodactyla; Delphinidae
Gene: FHL2
Product: four and a half LIM domains 2
Biological process (GO): negative regulation of transcription by RNA polymerase II; negative regulation of calcineurin-NFAT signaling cascade
Cellular component (GO): Z disc; nucleus
Molecular function (GO): transcription factor binding; transcription coregulator activity
Source: RefSeq, a predicted model, not a curated record